AUGAGCAGCCCACGCAGACGAAUCGAGACAGAUGUCAUGAAGCUUAUGUCCGACUAUGAGGUCACUCUAGUCAACGACAAUAGUAAUGAGCCCCUCGCACCGCUCGAUCUCUGUUGCAUUACUAACUACCUAAUUACAGUGCAAGAGUUCUACGUCCGAUUCAAGGGACCCGCUGAGACACCCUUCGAGAACGGAACAUGGAAAGUCCACGUCGAGCUACCCGAUCAAUACCCGUACAAAUCUCCUAGCAUCGGCUUUGUGAACCGGAUAUUCCACCCCAACAUAGAUGAGCUGACGUGGCUAAGAAAAGCGAUAUCAUGGAAUAGAUCCGGCUCAGUUUGCCUCGACGUUAUUAACCAGACGUGGUCGCCGAUGUUCGACAUGAUCAACAUCUUCGAAGUUUUCCUCCCGCAACUUCUCAGAUAUCCCAACCCCGCCGACCCCCUGAAUGGUGAAGCAGCUGCACUGCUUAUGCGGGAGCCGAAAAGCUACGACGCCAAGGUUAAGGAAUACGUCCAAAAAUAUGCCAGUAAGGAUGCUGCAGAUGACGCGGGAGCCGAGAGCGAAGAUGACGAUGAUAUGUCCUCAGUUGCGAGCUUCGGGGAUGAAGAGGACGAACCUGCCGGCCAGAUGGAUGACGUGUAG
This is a messenger RNA of Daldinia caldariorum, 645 nucleotides long. RefSeq names its product ubiquitin-conjugating enzyme/RWD-like protein. Gene Ontology annotation, cellular component: nucleus. Gene Ontology annotation, biological process: ubiquitin-dependent protein catabolic process; protein polyubiquitination. The transcript is spliced from 7 exons. NCBI's taxonomy places the organism in Eukaryota, Fungi, Ascomycota, Sordariomycetes, Xylariales, Hypoxylaceae. The record is from RefSeq and is a predicted model, not a curated record. Gene Ontology annotation, molecular function: ubiquitin conjugating enzyme activity. The coding region runs from base 1 to 645 and encodes 214 amino acids.